GCAGCAACAAGAGCAAGCAGCAAUACCAACAGCAGCAACAACAAUACUAACAGCAAUACCAACAACAGCAGCAACAAGAGCAAUACUAGCACCAAUACCAACAGCAGCAACAAGAGCAAUACUAGCAGCAAUGCUGCUGCUGCAUCUCAACAACAUCAACAAGAACAACAACAACACCAACAAAAACAACAUCACUCACAAGAACAACAUCACCAACAACACCAACAAAAACAACAUCACUCACAAGAACAACACCAACACCAACACCAACAACAACAACACCACCAACAACAACAGCGCAAGAGAUUGCUACGCCGUGCCAAUCCGUUGAAUUUGCGCUUUUAUUUGGCCCUGCAGCGGCUUCGCAUGUCUGCAACUCUGCGGAAGGAUUUGCGGAUUGCGAGCGCUUAUAAGAAGGCAUUAAGCUCUCUGCUGCGGUUCCCCCUGCCAAUCUUCGGCUCAAGUAAGGCUGGCCUUCUGGAGGGAGUUGGUGCGAAGACAGCCAGCAGUUUCGCACACGUGCUGGCUGCAGCACCUGAGUCGCCAGAUCGUCAUCCUGAAGGCCUUUUUGCAGCGCUUUCCGAGGCUGCUGCAGCUGCUGCGAAGACUUCUUCAGCUGCUGCCGAGGCAGAGGCUGUGACAGCAGCAGCUGCCUCCACCUCCUCCUGCAGCAGCAACUUGCUGCUGCAGCUGCACAGACACCGCGUGGCAGCUCUCAAUCGAACGCUUGCCUUCGCGGAAGCCGAGCUGCGACGAGGGAGGCUCCCGCUUCUCGGCCCCCCCAACAACCCUUGCAACAACAACAACCCUUGCAACAACAACAACCCCACAAAUAACAACAGCAGCUCCUGCGGCCGUGCGCUGAAGGUGCCCCCUCGGUGCACCAGCAAGUGGGGGGUGUUGCUGUGUCUCUACAGCUUUGGUCACUUCUUUCGCAAGAGACGCAUGCGCUUGACACAUCUGACUGCGGCAGCAAACAAACUCAAAAGCCAAGUACCUUCGCGAAAUGGAAUUCGCUGUGCAGUUCGACACCUGCGUCUUGCUGUUCAGAAGCUCUGUGAAGAAGGCCUUGUGCUGCAGUUCCCCACCAAGAGCAGCACGCGCAUGCGCGGCAGCAGCAGCAGGGCAGCGACUGCGGCGCAGCCUCUCGAAAGCAGGGAAGAAGUCUUGCGGAGACAGCCGCAGCGGCAGCGAGAACAGCGGCUUCCUCGCUAUGGUCUUACCCCUGUGGGAGAGCUUGUUGCUGCGAAAUGUGCAGCUGCAGUCGCUGCCCCUCUGGCUUCCGCCUCCCCCCCCUGUGCUGACACCGCUUCCAGCAGCAGCUGCACGAGCGAGGAGGAAGGAGACGAGGGGCAAGCCGUAGUGGCAACGGUAUUUAAAGGCUGCGAUGCCUCUCUAAAAGCCGCUCUUGAGGGCGAAACGCAGGAGGCAGCACCGGCGGCAGAAGUAGCGACUUCCACGUUGGCUGCAUGCAUAACAGCAGCCUCGCCUAGCCAUAAUGCUCUCACGGCAGAACCCCUGCUCGUGAGGCUUAAUAGGGCUGCAAAGGCAGCUAGUGCUGCUGCUGGUACAGCAAAGGCGGCUGAUGCUGGUGCUGCAAAGGCGGCUGAUCGAUCACGCGCUGUCGAGGAUCUUGCAGCGGCUGCAGAAGCAGCGACGAGGGUGCUCGCUGCGUGUAGUCACCCCCCCGAGCUGGUGCUGCUGACAGACAGCAGGGAGAGAUGCGGGGGUGGGGGGAGGCGCAUGCAGCAGCGGUCCUUGCUGCAGCGCCUGCUGCAGCGCAACAAAGUUCCUCACCAGCAGCGCUGUCUUCCCCUAGGAGACUUUGCUUGGUGUUGGCUGCCUGACGCUCGAGGUGCAGCAACGGUUCCCCCGACGACGCAUGCGCAGGCUCAGCCAGGGCUAGAAUACUUGUUUCCGAUUCUGGUGGAAAGGAAGACUUGUGCGGACUUACUGGCAUCCAUUCUCGACGGCAGAUACACAGAUCAGCAGCAGCGGCUCAUGGAGGCUCUAGGCGUGGAAACUGUCAUCUACCUCUUUGAAGGCGAGUGCAGCCACAGCGGCAGCAGCAGCGCAGCAACAGCAGCUGCAGCGGCUUGCGAACCGUCUACGCACCGUGGCUUUAGGCGCUGCACGAAGCACAUGCAUUUCGCUUUGCGUGUUUUCGUGAUCGUUCCGCAGAUCGAAGGCGUGGGCUGCUCUAUGGCCCUGCGGCUGGCUGCUGCCUUUCAGACGCCAGCGCUGCUGCGGCGUCGCAGCAGCAGCAGGCGAGGAACCCCCUCCGCCUCUCCCCGUCCUAGCAAGCGACUGACUGAGCUCAAAGGCAACGCGCGACUAGCGAAGAUUUUUUUUGUGUUGCGAGAUUUGUACGGCGAGACUUCUGCAACAGGAGAAGCUAUGACCUCCUCGUCGCUUAAGGCUGUUGAAGAGGUACCUGAAAGUAAUCUGCGCACGCCAGCUGCGGCGGCUAUGCGCAGAUGGGCUGCCUGUGACCUCGAAGGUAAGGCUGCCGGCGAGGCGCAGUGCCGAUUAAUGCCCCUCGAAAUAAUAGCGUCGCAGGCCCCUACUGAGGGCGACGGAGCGGCAACCAUCGCACGGUGUACCGGGACUGCCGACGAUCCCCUGGAAGUGUGA
This is a messenger RNA of Cyclospora cayetanensis, 2634 nucleotides long. RefSeq lists its product as uncharacterized. Lineage: Eukaryota; Apicomplexa; Conoidasida; Eucoccidiorida; Eimeriidae. The annotation marks the transcript as partial. Gene Ontology annotation, molecular function: DNA binding; crossover junction DNA endonuclease activity; 3'-flap endonuclease activity. The transcript has 15 exons. Gene Ontology annotation, biological process: resolution of meiotic recombination intermediates; DNA catabolic process; double-strand break repair via break-induced replication. The record is from RefSeq and is a predicted model, not a curated record. Gene Ontology annotation, cellular component: nucleus; Holliday junction resolvase complex.